This is a messenger RNA of Leptinotarsa decemlineata (Colorado potato beetle), 2187 nucleotides long. RefSeq lists its product as uncharacterized. The record is from RefSeq and is a predicted model, not a curated record. NCBI's taxonomy places the organism in Eukaryota, Metazoa, Arthropoda, Insecta, Coleoptera, Chrysomelidae. Gene Ontology annotation, molecular function: sequence-specific DNA binding.
GAGCGUGCUUUCUGUUUUCUUUCGUUUUUGAUUGGGUUGUUAUGUAUUUAUUGUUGUUAAUAUUUUAUUUUUCAGAAUUUUCCUAUUCUUUUGUCAUUAUAGAUAGGGAUUUCAUUGCGAGAGAGAUUUUAAUUUAAUACAAUGCAUUGUUAUGUGACUAAUUGUUCUAGUUGUUAUAAAGAGGAUGGUGACAUUACAUUUCACAUAAUACCAUAUGACCAAAAGGAGGUCUGGUUUAGGUUGAUUGGAAAAACUUUCCACCCUCUCUUGAUGAAAAGUGAUCAGAGAAUAUGUUCCAAACAUUUCACUCAAGAUGAUUUUCAUUUCACUGACAACAAAAAAAUAUUGAAAAGUGGAAGAGUACCUAGCAUGAAUUUGCCUCAAACAGAAUCUGUUCACAAUGAUCCCACAGAAACUCCAAGGAUGGCUAAUUCUUCAUCCACUACUGAAGAUGAUCUCAGUUCUGCCAAAAAUGAGUCUCUAAUCAAUAAAAGACUAUUAAAAAUGAUACCAGAAAUAAAUGAACCAAAAUCAGGUUUGAGUCCAGCUGCCAAUAAAUUUGUUCCACAAAGUAGCAGUUUUCAAGAUAUAUUUCAGAGGAAAGUGAGACAGGAAAUUCUUACUGAUAUUGCUAUGAAAAGAAUGCAUUUACAAAGUGUUACAAAUAAGAAACCUUUGCAGAAAGCCACAAUUCGAAAUGGAAUACAACCUCAGUUUGAGAAAAUUUCUCGGGGCAAAAAAGCGAAAGGUUCAUUUGGGCAUUAUCAGAUUCCAUUAUCACCUACAAGAUCUUUACUUAAAAGGAAUGUACUGCCUCAUACAAGAUCAAUGUCAGAAAAAAAGUAUGACUCUCAAUUGAAAGAAGUAAAAUCUUUUCCAACUCAACCUUCACAAAUAUUUCUUUCACCAACACAUAAUCUAGUGAACAAUUUGCCUAAAACUAUAAAAUUUUUGGAGAAAUCUUCAGUGGCCUCAAUGCCCUCACAAGGUACUCAUCAGACACACUUCAAUCCAUUGAAGCCUUUGCAGCAAAUACAAACAGUUCACAAUGGAAUACAAAUCCAACAUCAUUUUGUAGAGAAACUAGCAGAACCUGAUCAAAGUUUAAGAACUGAAUUGAUUUCUAAGGUCAAAAGUCCAAAAGCUGCAUCAAUGCAUCAUCAGCACACUCCACUAGCAUCCAAAAGAUCUCUACUUGAAAAAAAUAUCCUGAAUAAGGAAAGAUUAGGGUCACUAAAAAGUGAAGAACAUGUCAGGUCAGCAAAUGUGUCUGAAAAUUUAAAAAAUAAGACAGACUCUCAAUUGAAAGAGCCGAAGCUUCUUCAUACUCAGGCUGCACUUAUUUUUGUUCCACCAAUUCAGAAUCGAGUAAACAAUUUGUGUGAAACUGCACAACCUUCAAACAAGUCACCAGUUACUUUUUUGCCCUCACAAAAUGCCCAUCAAACUUUUGCAUUUUCAUCAGUUACAAACAAACCUUUAACAACUCCCCUCAUCAUAAUUCCACAUGUCACUGAAGCUACGUUAAAUAAGAUAUUUGUGAUGCCACAAAAUUUGGGACAGCAGCAAAACCUAAUUUUACCUCCGCCAAAUUUGAUCUCAGGUAUGACUCAGCCCGCAGGUGUGAUUCAACCAGCAGGUUUGGUUCAACCAGCAGGUAUGGUUCAGCCAGCAGGUGUGAUUCAGCCAACAGGUGUGAAUCAGCCAGCAGGUGUGAAUCAGCCAGCAGGUGUGAAUCAACCAGCAGAUGUGAUCCAGUCUACAUGUGUGGUUCAACCAGUAGGUGUAGCUCAAUCAGUUGGAAAUCCCGCCUCCCAACUCAGCAAUAUAUCUAAUGAUACCAAAACUGCAGCUCAGUGCUUUGACAGUACUAAAGAAUGCAAACUCAGUAAUUCAUCCACUGAUACUGCUAGCGAAACCAGCUAUUAUAUUAAUAAAAAGAAAAAUAUUUCAAGAAGUAUUACAGAAGAAAAUAAUAAGAGGUGUCGUACAUGUUUGAAUUUGAUCUACCAUCAGCCAGAGCGAGCAUACAUAUCAAUGAUCUGUUUCGAAGGAAAAUCUGUUAAAGAAGGUUUAGUGCAACUUUUGCCACAGAUGAAUGUUGUAGGAGUAUCAUCUCCAAAAUGUCAUAUAAGGUGUUUGGAGUCGAAGACUAAUUCUGAAGAUAUAAAAUUGAGGCAAAACUAA